GAUUGUUAUUAUCAAAACAAUGGCCGGACGAUGGAGCACAGAGCUUGCAGUGACAGAAUUCAAAGAUAUUCAGGCCAGUGCUAUGGCCGUGGAUUGCAUUGGUCAAUGGGCUCUGUUGGCUGGGCGAAAGAAUCUGGCAUUUGUAGAUCUAACCAAGACACCUCAUACCUCAGUCAAAGUCACUAGACAGAGCAAAUGGGACAUCAGUUGUGUUCAGUGGAAUGGUCAUGCAUCACACGCCUACAGAUUUGUUACUGCAUGCAACCAGAGGCUUGAUGUUUUUGAUUUUCGUGAUGGGUCUGCAUCACAUUGCUGCUCAUUAAAGGCACAUUCUAGAAAUAUUAGUGAUGUUGAUUGGUCACCAUUUGAUGUUAACAUUGUUGCUUCCUGUUCUGUAGACACAUACACAUAUUUUUGGGAUGUCAGAGAUUCCAAGAAACCUGUCAAAUCAUUUCAGUCAGUUUCAGGCGCAUAUCAAGUCAAGUGGAACAAAGUUACAAAUAAUCUCUUUGCUACAACACAUGAUGGAGAUGUUCGCAUUUGGGACCCAAGAAAAGGGAAUGCACCCCUGCAGUAUAUCUCUGCACAUCCGUCCAAAAUCCAUGGCUUAGACUGGAGCAACACUGACCAGCAUAAGCUAACCACAGCUAGUCAAGAUUGUAGCAUAAGGGUUUGGGAUUAUAAUAAUCCAAGAAAAUGUGAGGCUAUGAUCAACUCUGAAAAUCCAGUUUGGCGAGCGAGAUACACACCAUUUGGUGAAGGAAUAGUGAGUGUUGUUGUGCCCCAGUUGAGGAGGGGAGAUAACAACUUGUACCUUUGGCACAUACGGAAUCAAUCUGCUCCCGUCCACACAUUUGUUGGUCAUAAAGAUGUCAUCUUAGAAUUUCAGUGGAAGAAGCAACAAACUGGUGCCAGGGAUCAACAGCUAGUUACAUGGUCAAAAGAUCAAAGUUUGAGGAUUUGGAAAGUAGAUCCAACUAUGCAAAAGUCUUGUGGUUAUGAAAUAGACGAUCAAACAAAUGGCUUAUUAGAAGACGAUGAACUGACAAGUUUUGGGAAUUAUAAAUCCCAACUUGAUGAGAAGCACGUGUCAAUGCCGCACCAGGAGACCAUUGAUUUGUCCAGUCACUCGACCACAGCAGGGGAUAAAUCCAACUCAAGUCUCCCCGGAGGUGGACAGUCACUCAUGUCCACUAUGCUGUCUGCCUUACCUCUUGACCAGGAGGUAGAGGAAAUCAAGGGACGGAUACCUGGAUUUAAGAUAGAACAGGCAGAUUUCUUGAGAAGAAUGCUGACUUUCAGGUUAACUAAAGGAUUGCAUUACCUGGACAUACAGCUGACAUUUCCUGAUAGGUAUCCAAUCAAGAUCAUUCCCAAUAUUGUGAUAUCACAGACCAAUUUAGAUCAAGAAAUCUCUAAUGGGAUUUACAAAGCAUUUAAUGAAACCUGUACAAAGUUUGUCAGCAGUCAUCUCAAUUGUUUAGAGCCAGCCAUUAAAACCAUGCUGCAACACAUGGAGAAGACUGUGUCAACUCCUAUGUCACCUGAAACACCUGUGCAGCAACUAGAGGAUCGCAAGUCUCUCCUGGACAAGAAGUUUCAUGUAGAAAAAGUAAUCCGCCCCCCUGUCAGCCCUGUGGCUCAGAAUGUUGUCCCCAUUUACCCCACUGGCAGCUUCCAAGAUUCUUGCAUACCUUUUCCUCGAACAAGUGGUGCCACUUUCUGUUCUAAUGACCGCCUUGUUACCUUUGGUAUACCUGCAUCUAUGAAAAAAGUGAAUGAUGAUUCUGAGCUCACACCAAGGGCAAUCUCUGAUCUAGUCUCCUACACCAUGUCAUCCCAGUGGAUGCGACCACAGUCCAAUUCUUUUGUCUCAUCUUUGUUCUAUAGCAGCCCACCAGCUAUAACCGCUGAAGGCAUAAGUGUCAGCAAUUUUUACACAGAGAAGUAUUACAGGGGCAGACAUCACCGGCCUGGUCACCAUAAGGCAAGAGCUCGUGACACAAAGGAAAGCAAGCAAGACAAAGCUGACAAGAUGAAUAAGAAGAUGCAGAAGGUUGGCAGUGUCAAAGUCUAUGAUGUCUCCAGCAUAAUUCCUAUCUCCAAGUUCCUAGCACAAAACUAUAAAUUAGACUUGGAUGAUAUCCACGGCACAUGUGAACACAACAGCAAUGUAGCCAAAAAGUUGGGGAGAAAAGAUUUAGUCAUGGUGUGGGAGCAAGUGGAUCAGAUGACAAAGCCAUGUUUACAACCCUCUCUGGACAUUUCUAAAGGCAUGCCUUGGGCCUAUACACCUUUUGGAAGGCAGAUAUUGAAAAAAAUGCUAGAUCAUUAUAAUAAAAUAAAAGAUGUUCAGACGAUGGCCAUGCUCUGUUGUGUUUUCUGGGACAAAGAAAAACCCAGGAAAGAUCUCUCAGCGCUCAUGGCAUCAUCUAGCAGCCAAAAGACUUCGGAAUAUAUAGCACCUAAUACAAGGAAACAUUCUUUACAAGAAAGAUCUAGUCUUGCUGAUAGUUUAAGAGAAAAUUACUAUGUUCCUGAACCAGAGAAGUGGUGCUCCAUCCCUGAGGUGCCAGAAAUUACAAUGGCUAGCAGUACUGACAGUGGGUGGAAUAUGCUUCUUAACAAGACAGGCUCCAAUGCAGCUGUACAGAUCUACCAUUCACCAUUUCCUUCUCUGCCCCCUCCGCCAUCUUCAUCCCCUUCAUCUUCUUUAAUUGCAUCAAGUGUAUCAGUUGUCAGGGGCAGAGGCCGAACAAUGGCAGAGGUAGCCUCACAACCCAAUCUGGCAGCCUUGUUCCGUGCAGGUCGUGGCAAAGCUUCCAGAUCGGCAGCCAUGAUCAAAAGUAAACGGUCAUUCAGUUGGUCAGAGUCGUAUGACGAGUUCAAGAUUGUUGAGGAUAAAGAUCCAAAGGACCGUGUUCUGGAGAAAGAGAUCUCACAACAUCGCAACAACAGCAAAAUGUUAGCCCCAGAAUUAAGACAGCAUUAUGAACAUAUAAAGAAGACAUAUGCCAACAUACUCUUCAAAUGGGGAUUGUUGAAUGAAAGAGCACUGAUAUUAAAACACACCAACAGCAUUGAUGCAGAACAAAAAGUUAUAGAGUUUCCUGUUUCAUGUUGGAACUGUCAUGAAGACGUGAAGGGAGCCCAGUGUACACAUUGUUCAUACACAGCCCUGAGGUGUGCAGUGUGUAAUCUGGGUGUUAGAGAUCUAGCCAAUGUCUGCAUGACCUGCCACCACGGAGGUCACAUGGGUCACAUGAUUGACUGGUUCUCCACCCAGGCCCUCUGUCCCUCUGGCUGUGGCUGUAACUGCCUGGAAGAAAACCUGCCCAGGAACUUGAUAGUACCAGAUCAGAUCUCUAGUUAAGUCAGCAGUCACCUGCCCUGUUGCACUUGAUCGCAUUUCCAUUUUGUACAGAGAACAUUCAGACAUUCCCAUAUCAUUAACCUCAUAUUUCAUCAUGUGUGUUCAUAGAAAAAUUCAGGGAAAUUCAGAGCAUUAUUUUUAUAGCAUUGUUUAUUGUUGACUUCCAUAUUGAAUGAUGUUUAUUUAUGUUUGAAGCUGAUACUAGUAUAUAGAAAACAGAAAUGUUUUGAAAUGACUGACUAGUGUGUGGUUUUACUGAUUUUGAUGUGGUUUAUCUGACUGACAAUGUGCAGAAUAAAUCUUGACUUUGAUUAUGUGAUUUAUUCUACUAGUGAUAUAUCUGGUGUAAUUUAACUGACUAAUCAAUGGUUACUAGUCCUUGAAGCCUUUUUUCAUGAUUGAAGAUUGAAAUUGCCUAUACGACAUGUAAUUGAUGCUGCCCUCCAUCCAGAUUUUUGUUAUAUCUUUUUAUGUUGAUGUUUUCUUGUUGAUGAAUGUAAGCUUUUGACAGAAGUCCAGUUCAUACUCAGCCAGAUGAUCAAAACAAAGAACAGUUCUUAAGCAAUAAUUGCAGCUAUGUUAAAUAAGGUUAAUAUGUAUUGGUUUUACAGUACACAGCUUUUCCAUACUCCUUAAGUGGAGCCUAAUGCUAGUUUACAUAUUGUUUUAUUAUGUUUUCCUAGUCAUUUGAGUUACAUCGUAGAAACAUCAAGUAAAUUGAAUGUACCAAUUUUUUACAUUUUUUCAAGUUUGAUGUAGACCACUAAAACUAACAGCUCUAACAGAAAUUACUUUGUUUUGAUGACAGUAGUUACUUGUACAUAUUUUGUUUUUCUUUUACACAGAAAUCAAAAGAAUAAUAUUCUCUUAAAUUAUAAGUAAAGUUUAAACUUUCAAGUAUUGAUGAUGCCUGUUGCUUAGUAACUUUUUCAAUGCAUGCUGAGAUAGGGUAUUAUUUUGUUGUUUAUGGUAUGUUUUCUCAAAUGGUAGAAGCCAGCUCCUAGCUUAUUGCCAUAGAUGGAUUUUUUUUUAGUUCUCUUCGAUGCUGAUGAGUAGGUCAAUAAUAUUCUAAUUUAAUAUUUCUCAGUCCAAGGGUUAGUGAAGAGUAUAUUUAAUAGGUAUAUAGGAUAGCUUAAUUGAUAAUGCGGAGGUCACAGUAACAAGUGAACUCUACUUCACUUGCCCCAUAGACCAUCAGGUUUGAAAGGGAAACUUACUUUACUUUAAUUAAUUGAUAAUACUCAAGUAAUUUCUUCUUAGGUUAUUUAAGUUGUGAUGGUAGUAUGUUAAAUUAGAUAAUAUACUGAUUAAAAUUAGCAGGAUAGUUAAAAAUAAUCAUGUAAAUAUCUGACAAUAGACAUUUCUUAAGCUUUCUGAUGAGUUUCUAACAAUAGAAAAAAAAACAUUUGAUAAAACUUAACUUAUUCAAAUACUUUCACAUGUGUAUGAAAAUUCUCUGAAUAUGCAAUAGCAAAGCAAUAUUUGAAUUUGUUCCUAAUUUUUUGAGUUUGGGUGAAGGUGAAAUAAAAUUAAUUUGGCCAAAAUGUU
Messenger RNA from Physella acuta, 4921 nucleotides. RefSeq names its product GATOR complex protein WDR59. The record is from RefSeq and is a predicted model, not a curated record. Gene Ontology annotation, molecular function: signaling adaptor activity; protein binding. NCBI's taxonomy places the organism in Eukaryota, Metazoa, Mollusca, Gastropoda, Physidae. Gene Ontology annotation, biological process: cellular response to amino acid starvation; positive regulation of TORC1 signaling. Gene Ontology annotation, cellular component: vacuolar membrane; Seh1-associated complex.